UAGCUCGGUGGACUUAUUAAACGCUCCGCCGCUGCCUUAUUAGCCAGGCAUUCGCUGAGACGCUGAUGGCUAACACCAUGAACAAGGAGGCAAGGAAGGUCUACGAGGAUGGCGAAGGCGGGAUCCAUCGGCUCCCGGACGAAUGCUUAGCGAAGGCUAUCGGCCUGACCUCACCGGCGGACGCCUGCCGCGCGGCAGCUGUGUCCGCCGCUUUCCAGUCGGCGGCGGACUCCGACGCCGUGUGGGAGCGGUUCCUGCCGCCGGACUGCGACGCCGUGCUUGAGCGGGCAGUUCACAUCGUGGAUGCCUCCUGCAAGAAGGAGCUCUUCAUGGACCUCUGCGACGAGCACGUCCUCAUUGACGAUGGCAAGAUGAGUUUUGGGCUGCAGCGAUCAAAUGGCUCCAAAUGCUACAUGGUGUGCGCUACCGAGUUACAAAUCGCUUGGGCUAAUGUAGAUCUCUACUGGAGAAAGAGAUCGGACCCAGAUUCAAGGUUCUCGAAAGUGAUAGAGCUUGUCUCAGUCUGCUUGUUAAGCAUCUAUGCCAUCAUUAACAUCAAGGAGCUCUCUCCUGGUACCCACUAUGCGGGCUACCUCGUCUUCAAGCUCGCCCACGACGCCUCCGGCCUUGGCUCCUCACGCCAAAUAUCGUUCGUUGAGGUAGACGAGCAGCCGGUGGGAAAAGUCUACACGGCGUCUCUCCAUCCUUGCACCCGUUCUUCCUGUGAGCUCGACAGGGAAUGCGAAUCAUCGACGAUGGAGGAGCCGCAUGAGCACAAGCAGGAGGAUGAUGGAAGUGGCAUCGCCGUCGUGAGGUACCCGCGACAGAGAGUGGAUGGGUGGCUGGAGCUAGAGAUGGGUGAUUUCUACACGGGCAAAAUUGAUGAUCCAACCGCAAAUGUUAAAAUAGCAUUGUCCGAGCAUGAGGAGCUGCAGUGGAAGAAGGGGCUCAUCGUCGAAGGCAUCGAGAUAAGACCAAAGAAUUAAUUGAGAUGAUAGUUCUAUAUGGAUACCAGAAAACUUAUGUCGCACUUUGGGUGAUGAGCGAGUAAUAGGAUGGUUAGUGUUUGAUGUAGUCGUGGCAUGUUAUUAUUGUUUAUCGUAUACUUUUUGAAAAAGUGUAACAAUUGAAGGUUAUGUACAUUUAUGAUAUCUAAUCACUACGGAAAAACAGGGGCUGCCGUGCAACAAAUCUUUGCCGUGAGCCCACGCACGACAAAUAUUUCUUUGCCUUGCGACCGAGCAGAACGCACGGCAAAGAAAAGGAGCACGACAACAUCUGAAGGGAGCGCACGAUAAAGAAACAUUGCACGACAGAGUCUGAAGAUAACGCACGACAAAGAAUCGCCACGACAAUGACCCAACACACCACACAACAAAGAUUCCGUGCACGACAAAGACGUUGGGCAUUGCCGUGCAUCACCCUUUGUCGUGCAUCACCCUUUGUCGUGCGCGCAGCUAGGCUGCAUGGCAAGCAGGCUUUGCCGUGCGCCAUAUGACAUUUCCUUUGUUUUUCUUUCUAUUUUAUUUCAUCUAAUACUUAU
Molecule: messenger RNA, 1543 nt
Organism: Lolium perenne
Lineage: Eukaryota; Viridiplantae; Streptophyta; Magnoliopsida; Poales; Poaceae
Product: putative F-box protein PP2-B12
Molecular function (GO): protein binding
Source: RefSeq, a predicted model, not a curated record